AUGUCUAAAGAAACCGAUCUCAACGAAGUCGGCGCCCGUUUAGAAAAGUUGGGUGUUUCACCUCGCCCCAACACAUUCGAUGGCUCUCAUUCACCGCCCAUCGCCACCUCACACGGCCAUCUUAGCAGCGAUAUCCAAGCGCGUAUCAUGGCUUUUCAACAAAAACGCCAGAGCAACCCUGCAAUGAAAGAGACUCCUCCAACCAAACCAUUACCGCCUCUCCCUAAUGCACCCAUUCGCCCGGCUUCUCAGGGAGAUAUUUUGAACACUUCUCUUUUGGCUUCGCCGCCCCUUGAAACCUCGAACUCCACCCGAUCAGCGAAUGUCGGGCCUGGAGCAAACAAUACUCCAUCCGAGCUUUCGAAGAAGCCGUCUUUGUCACAAAGAAGAGGUAUGAAACUCAAUGUCCCCAAUCUCUCGAGCCCAUCAGCGGUGCCUGAAUCCGUCAAAAGUACUGGUGAAUUGGCGCGUCGCCUCUCGGAGAGAAAGAAUCGUCCCGAUUUCAAACUCAAGCUCAAUGAUGAUCCAUCACCCACUGCCACCGCCCCUGCUUCCGACUCAAACAGCAAAAGCGGCCAUGGAGAAGCCCCUGCAAAAUUACAAGGAUUGUUUGCUAAUUACUCGAAAUACGUGGAUAUAAAAUCGGGAUCUUUGAAUUUUACGGGCAAAGCCUCGCUCAACUCUAAAGGAGUCAACUUCUCUUCUGGCACAUCCUUUCACAUCUCGCUCGAUGAGUUUCAGUUUAUCGAGGAGUUGGGUAGAGGUAACUACGGAACCGUCUCUAAAGUUUUACACAAACCGACUGGUGUACUUAUGGCCAUGAAAGAAGUUCGCUUGGAGCUUGAAGAAAAUAAAUUCGCUCAGAUUUUGAUGGAAUUGGAAGUCUUACAUAAGUGCGAUUCGCCGUUCAUCGUCGAUUUCUACGGUGCAUUUUUCGUCGAAGGUGCUGUCUACAUGUGCAUGGAGUUCAUGGAUGGAGGCUCCUUGGAUAAGGUUUAUGGCCACGGAAUACAGGACGAGACCUGUCUUGCGUAUAUUGCAGACAGUGUCAUACGCGGUUUGAAAGUGCUCAAAGACACUCACAACAUCAUCCACAGGGACGUCAAGCCCACAAAUAUCCUAGUCAACAGUCUCGGAAAAGUUAAGUUAUGCGAUUUCGGUGUGUCAGGAAAUUUGGUGGCAUCUUUGGCGAAAACAAACAUCGGAUGCCAGUCCUACAUGGCGCCUGAAAGAAUUAAAACACUUAAACCAGACGAUGCCACAUACUCGGUGCAGUCUGAUAUCUGGUCCUUGGGCUUGACAAUUUUAGAGGUUGCUGCUGGAAGAUACCCAUAUCCUCCAGAAACAUUUGAUAACAUUUUUCUGCAGUUGAGUGCUAUAGUCGAUGGGGAUCCACCAAAGUUGGAUGAUAAACUUUACUCCAAAGAAGCACAGUUUUUCGUUAAAUCCUGUUUAAACAAGAAGCCUGAGGCCCGGCCUCCCUAUGACGCUUUGCUCGAAUCACCGUGGUUGAAAAGACAGAGCGAAAUUGCCGCCGAACUUAUGAGCGAAAUAGUGAAGAAGAGCAUGACAGAAGAAAAACGGGCAGUUAAUCCCAAGGUUGCUAAAGCUCCAGUCGUCAAGCCCAAGGAACCACUGGCUGGCUCUUUGGGCAGAGAAAGUGUCCAGAGCCUUCUUAAGAACAAGGUGAAUGCGCCAGCCUUGCAUAGAGGUGGCUUGAAAAGUCAGAGAAUACCUCGCUAG
Metschnikowia bicuspidata var. bicuspidata NRRL YB-4993 is the source of this 1743-nucleotide messenger RNA. It is a transcript of the gene PBS2, whose product is annotated as mitogen-activated protein kinase kinase. The coding region runs from base 1 to 1743 and encodes 580 amino acids. The record is from RefSeq and is a predicted model, not a curated record. Gene Ontology annotation, biological process: protein phosphorylation; MAPK cascade; cellular hyperosmotic response. Lineage: Eukaryota; Fungi; Ascomycota; Pichiomycetes; Serinales; Metschnikowiaceae. Gene Ontology annotation, molecular function: MAP kinase kinase activity; ATP binding. The transcript has a single exon.